This is a messenger RNA of Penicillium olsonii, 2427 nucleotides long. NCBI's taxonomy places the organism in Eukaryota, Fungi, Ascomycota, Eurotiomycetes, Eurotiales, Aspergillaceae. The record is from the annotation of a GenBank genome assembly.
AUGGCCAAAGACGACGAUUUCAUCUUAACGCUCUCUGACGACGAGAAUGAGCCUCGUUUCGAAGAAGAUGACGACAAUGAGAUGCGAGAUGCUCCGGCAGAGAACAAGAAACGCAAGCGCGAAGUCGAUACCCCCAAGCCCAAGAACAAGAAGCAGAAGCAGCAAGAAAAGCAGCAAUUGAAGAACGCCAAAAAGAAUAAGAAGAAUGCCCAGCCCGAGCCCGAGCCCGAAUCCGAAGAGGAGGACGAGCAGGACGAAGCUGCUACUGCGGAUGCGACAGAGGACGAUGGCGUCCUGAACCCCGAGUUCGAGUUCGAUGUUGCCGGCGCAACCAACCGUGGUGUCACCGAAGGCUUCGACGGUUGGGGUCUUGAUGGCAAUGAAGAGAAGCGCUCGGGUGACAAGAAGGCUGUUGACAUCGACGAGAUCAUUGAGCGGAGACAGGCGAAGAAGGCAGAGGCUGCUGCCAAGAAGCAGAAGAAGAAGGCCGCUCAAGAGGAGAGCGCAUCCGAGGACGACGCCGCAUCUGGCGACGAUAUGCCUGUGGACUUCGAGGAUGAUGAGCUCAUGGCCGAUGACGCAUUCGGCAUGGGCGCGGAGGGCGCAGAAGAGAGUGAGGCCAGCGAGGCCGAGGGCCCAGAACCUGGCUCUGGAGACGAGGACUCUGCGGAUGAAGCCGAGGAUGGCGAAGAGGACUCCGAUGACGAUGCCGCAUCUGAUAACGACUCUGUCGCUACCCCCGUUGGUCACCCCGACGACCAUGGAUCUGACGCAGGAUCCGACGUCGAGAGCGAGGUGGACGAAGAGGAGGCCGAGAAGCGCAAGGCCUUCUUCGCCCCCGAGGAGAAGACCGAUACUAAGGCCAACUUGGCUAAGAUGACUUUCCAAGAGUUCAACCUCUCGCGUCCCAUUCUUCGAGGUUUGGCUGCCGUUGGAUUCACAGACCCAACACCUAUCCAGCGCAAGGCCGUCCCCGUCGCCCUGCUGGGCAAGGAUAUCGUCGGUAGUGCCGUGACAGGUUCCGGAAAGACUGCAGCCUUCGUUGUUCCCAUUCUGGAACGUCUCCUCUUCCGUCCCCGCAAGACACCCACUAGUCGUGUCGUUAUCCUGAUGCCCACUCGUGAGUUGGCCGUUCAGUGUUACAACGUUGCCGUCAAGCUGGCAACUUUCACAGAUGUCACAUUCUGUCAACUUGUUGGUGGUUUCAGUCUGCGUGAGCAGGAGAACGUUCUCAAGAAGCGCCCCGAUGUCAUCAUUGCCACCCCUGGUCGUUUCAUCGACCACAUGCGCAACUCGCCCAGCUUUACCGUUGAUACCCUGGAGAUUCUUGUUCUUGAUGAAGCCGAUCGCAUGCUCGAGGAUGGUUUCGCCGACGAGUUGAACGAGAUUCUUACAACUAUUCCCAAGAACCGCCAGACCAUGCUGUUCUCCGCUACGAUGACUGAUUCAAUUGACAAACUUAUUCGCGUUGGCAUGAACCGCCCCAUGCGGUUGAUGGUUGAUGCUAAGAAGAACACUGUAUCGACCCUUGUGCAAGAAUUCGUUCGUCUUCGCCCCGGGCGUGAGGACAAGCGUCUUGGAUACCUCCUGCAUCUGUGCAAGGAUGUCUACACAAAGCGUGUCAUUAUCUUCUUCCGACAAAAGAAGGAAGCUCACCGUAUCCGAAUCAUCUUUGGUCUAUUGGGCUUGAAGGCAGCAGAGCUCCACGGUAGUCUGAGCCAAGAACAGCGUAUCAAAUCCGUUGAAAACUUCCGAGACGGCAAGGUCGCCUUCCUCCUGGCCACCGAUGUCGCGUCCCGUGGUCUGGAUAUCAAGGGUGUCGAAACCGUCAUUAACUACGAAGCUCCGCAGAGCCAUGAGAUCUACCUGCACCGUGUCGGUCGUACAGCCCGUGCCGGUCGUUCUGGUCGUGCCUGUACCAUUGCCGCCGAGCCUGACCGCAAGGUCGUCAAGCUCGCCGUCAAGGCUGGUAAAGCCCAAGGUGCCAAGAUUGCCAGCCGUGUCAUCGAGCAGGCUGUUGCCGAUAGCUGGGCCCAAAAGGCCGAGGAUCUGGCCGAUGAAGUGGCCGAGGUCCUGCAGGAGGAGAAGACCGAGAAGCAAUUCUCCCAGGCUGAGAUGCAGUUCACCAAGGGUGAGAACCUGAUGAAGCACGGCCACGAGAUCAUGUCGCGGCCGAAGCGCACCUGGUUCGAGACUGAGAAGGACAAGAAGGUUGCUCGCAAGCUGGGUGCUGUGGAGCUGAACGGACCUAAUGUCAAGAAGAACAAUGUCAAGCUCAGCAACAAGGACAAGAAGCGCCUGGACGAUGCGAAUGAGCGUCACGAGGGCAACAUUGGGUGGAAGAAGGGCAAGGGCGAUGCCGAUAAUGCGAAGACACCCAAGGGCAAGGGUGGCAAGCCCAAGCCGAAGGGCAAGGGCAAGAAAUGA